AAUUUGCCCCAUUCAACAUUUGACAAUCAAACAUGACAGUCUUUACGAACACCUUGGUAAUACUAUCAGUUCUACUAACAAUUGGUCAUUUGGUCCAGGCAGUGGCAAAGAAUAAAGUUUAUGAGCUAGAAGGGGUGGGAACCAUCUAUGUGGAAACCGAUCAGAAGUACAAUUGGUUUGAGGCUUGGGAUGAAUGUGCCAUUCAAAAUAUGUCUCUGAUAGCCGUGUAUUCGCCUGAGAAAAGUGCCGCAUUGACACAAAUUCUAAGAGACAACUCAGUUAAGGUCAAUUUAUGGCUGGGUGGCAAUGAUUUAGGCGAAGAGGGUCGAUUCGUUUGGGCUUCUAGUGGCAAAAAAUUUGCCUUUAGCAAUUGGAGCAAAGGCAAUCCCGAUAAUCAUAAUAAUGGCGAUUGCAUCAAUAUCUGGGAUGUCACCGAUUUCGAAUGGAACGAUGCUGCCUGCAACUAUACCAUCGGCUUUAUAUGCGAAGAGCAUCCGUUAUUGGUAGCAGCACGCAAGGAUUUGGAGGUGAAGAAAAAUUUCAUCGAACAGGUGUUGGCAAUGCAUUGAGAUGAAAGUAAAGGAAAUGGACUCAAACUUUUUUAUAAAAAUUAAAUUUUCGGGAAAUGUUUCUCCCAUACGUA
Messenger RNA from Stomoxys calcitrans (stable fly), 643 nucleotides. Its product is annotated as lectin subunit alpha-like. Gene Ontology annotation, biological process: biological process involved in interspecies interaction between organisms. Gene Ontology annotation, cellular component: external side of plasma membrane. NCBI's taxonomy places the organism in Eukaryota, Metazoa, Arthropoda, Insecta, Diptera, Muscidae. Gene Ontology annotation, molecular function: carbohydrate binding. Bases 33 to 569 code for a protein of 178 amino acids. The transcript has 3 exons. The record is from RefSeq and is a predicted model, not a curated record.